Ostreococcus tauri is the source of this 2553-nucleotide messenger RNA. Its product is annotated as unnamed product. Bases 1 to 2553 code for a protein of 850 amino acids. NCBI's taxonomy places the organism in Eukaryota, Viridiplantae, Chlorophyta, Mamiellophyceae, Mamiellales, Bathycoccaceae. The transcript has a single exon. The record is from RefSeq and is a predicted model, not a curated record.
AUGCGCGCGCGGUGGGCGCCGGCGCCGUCGCCGCGCGCGGGCGCGGGCGCGAUCGCGCCCUCUGUCGCGCGCGCGCGCGCUCGGUCGCGCGCGCGGGCGCUCGGUCGCGCGCGCGGGGACGACGGAUCGCGUCGACCGGAUAACGGUGACGCCGUCGAUCGACGCGCGGUGGUCCUUCUCGACGCGUGCGCGCGACAGGGCGCGUGGACGAUCGCGUUGAUGUUCUCACUCGGGUACGGGACGUCGGCGGUGUGCGAUCGCGCGGCGCCGCGGGCGGCGGUGGAGACGCGGGCGAGCGAGACGCGACGGGUGGCGACGGCGGAGACGGAGACGGAGACGGAGACGGAGGCGGAGACGGAGACGGCUUGGCUCGCGAUGGAGCCGACGACGGUCGCGAUCGAUGCGGUGGAUGAAGUUCCGGAGGCGUCGGUGACGACGACGGCGGUGGGCGCGGGCGCGGUGGUGGUGGAUGAUGAACGCGGCGGAUCGGCGAUCGCGACGGCGGCGGCGGCGACGGCGAUGUUCGCGUGGAUCGCGAGCGCGUGGAUCAAGCGGUACGAGAUCGCGCUCGCGGCGCAGGAGUGGUUGGAAAAGAUGGAGAUGCAUGAUCCGAAUUUUCCAAAGUCGGAGCGCUCGGUGACGCAAAGGCUUGGACAAGAAGUUCGAAGACGUGAAGCGCUAAACGAGGAAUGGAUGGAGCGGGUACAGGCGGAGAAACAGAAAUCAAAGGAGGCGGCGACGACGGUGGAGGCGCUUCGAUCUGAGAUCGUGUCGCUCGAGAAUCGAUUGAAUAUCGAGCGAGCGUCCGUGAAUGAGAUGAAAACGCUAGCAGAGAACCGAAUGCGUGUCGAGGCGGAGAAGGAAGCGACACUCAAGGCGAAGAUGGCGACGGCUGAACGUAAAACGGAAGACGCCGAAGCCCAGUUACGGUCGAUGCGACGCGAGUUCGAGAGCGAUCUAAGCAAGGCGAAAGUAGAGCUGGAAAAAGUGAGCACAGAGGGCAAUGAACUCGAAGAAAAUUGCAACCGUGCAACGCGCGAGCUGGAGUCGGCGCGUGCCGAGAUGGCCCAAAUGCAGGACGAGCAGAGCAAACUUGAACGCGACACAUCUGCGAGAGUGCGCGAGCUGGAAGACGCGCUGGAGUCGGCACGUCGGGAUGUCGAAGAGGCACGCGUAGCGCAAAACGUGCUCGAGGAGAACUCCGUUGGCGCAACGCGCGAGCUGGAGGCUGCGCUGGAGUCGGCGCGUGCCGAGAUGGCCCAAAUGCAGGACGAGCAGAGCAAACUUGAACGCGACACAUCUGCGAGAGUGCGCGAGCUGGAAGACGCGCUGGAGUCGGCACGUCGGGAUGUCGAAGAGGCACGCGUAGCGCAAAACGUGCUCGAGGAGAACUCCGUUGGCGCAACGCGCGAGCUAGAGGCUGCGCUGGAGUCGGCGCGUGCCGAGAUGGCCCAAAUGCAGGACGAGCAGAGCAAACUUGAACGCGACACAUCUGCGAGAGUGCGCGAGCUGGAAGACGCGCUGGAGUCGGCACGUCGGGAUGUCGAAGAGGCACGCGUAGCGCAAAACGUGCUCGAGGAGAACUCCGUUGGCGCAACGCGCGAGCUAGAGGCUGCGCUGGAGUCGGCGCGUGCCGAGAUGGCCCAAAUGCAGGACGAGCAGAGCAAACUUGAACGCGACACAUCUGCGAGAGUGCGCGAGCUGGAAGACGCGCUGGAGUCGGCACGUCGGGAUGUCGAAGAGGCACGCGUAGCGCAAAACGUGCUCGAGGAGAACUCCGUUGGCGCAACGCGCGAGCUAGAGGCUGCGCUGGAGUCGGCGCGUGCCGAGAUGGCCCAAAUGCAGGACGAGCAGAGCAAACUUGAACGCGACACAUCUGCGAGAGUGCGCGAGCUGGAAGACGCACUGGAGUCGGCACGUCGGGAUGUCGAAGAGGCACGCUCCGAGCACGAUGCGAGGAUCAGCCUCAAGUCUGCGACAUCUGCUAGAGUGCGCGAGCUGGAAGAAGCGCUGGAGUCGGCGUGUGCCGUGAUGGACCAAAUGCAGGAGGCGCAGAAUAAAUUUAAAUAUAACACAUCCGGGCGCGUACGCGAGCUGGAAGAUGCGCUGGAGUCGGCAGGUGCUGAGAUGGACGAAAUGCAGGAGGCGCAUCGCAGACAUGAACGUGACUCAUCUGCGAGAGUGCGCGAGCUCGAAAAUGCGCUAGAGUUGGCGCGUCGGGAUGUCGAAGAGGUAUGCUCAGCGCGUAGCAAACUCGAAGAUUACACAUCUGUACGAAUUCGCGAGCUUGAGACUGCGUUGGAUUCUACGCGCGUCGAGAUGGAGCGAAUUGAGGACGCGCAGCGCAAACUUGAAUACGACGCAGCUACUCGAGAGCGGUCGCUCGAAGAUGCGCUCGCAAUGAGCCGCGAGGCGGAGAUGGCGACGAGAUCGGAAUAUGAUAAAAUCGUUCGACUCACUGCUAACCUGUACAAAGAGUUUCAAGAGAAUAGCGCGCUGCGCGCUCGCUUGCAGAAAACUCCAUACGCACUUGCAUGCGUUGCGCACCGGUGA